GGGGGAGGGGAGGGAAGAGGACUCAAUUUUUCAAUCAAUUAGCUCAUCGUACCUAAACGUACUUUUUGAAAGGAGAACUUCAGACUAAGUCAAGAAACAUCUCUGAUCAUCAGAUCAUCAGAAAAUAGAGUCUAAAAGAUCUUUCCAGCUUCUGAUGGCAGCUUGAAGGAAUUUUUAUCUCUAAAUCAACAUUAUCUAGAAUAAAUAUUAGUCCUGAAAUGUUUCCGAAGUAGGCACUUGUUUUGACAUUCUGUUAUGUAUCAUUGUUAAUCAUUGCCUUCUUUAAACAUUGCAGAAAUCGAAACAUGGCGAAGGGAAUGUUGGCAUUCCUCUUCGUCACUCUGCUUGCUUGUGUGUCACUGUCGGAUUCUCUUUGACGGUGACGAUGACAGCGGCCAUCCAUGGGUCCAGUGCCCGACGCUCGGGCACAGGGAUCCGUGGUGGUCCUAGGGGUGAUAAACUCCGCUUGACGGCAGAGAGUCUGAUGACAGGCUGACUGUCGCGUCAAGGCCAUUGCGAAAAUGGACGAGAUGCGUGAGGUCGCUAAGGGGAGGUAAGUCGUUAGUGAAGAGUGCAACCGAAAGUCAUCGGUUAUUUCUUUCGUUCAGCUGUCAACAGGGAUAGGGGCGCUCUCGUCGGACGAAGAUUACGUCACCUCUUGCUCAAUCACUCUGCGUGGGGUUACUAUAAUACUCAAGCAACUAUUUCGAAAUGGAUAAUUUCAAUUGGUUUAAUAAACUGAGUUGAUAAUGUACAUUCGCCACGGAAGAGAGCUGACGUUUCUAAGGUUGGCUUUUCUACAGGAUAAAUGUUUACCGAGCGAUUUCUUUCGCAGAGGAAGAUAAAGGUUAAUCGGUUAGUAGGACAAUUACUUAAUUCCAGUAAGGUACCACUGUAGGGCCCCCUAUCAGAAAAUUCAGCCCACUUGUCUCAAUAAAAACAGGUUAUCCUAAUCAAAAUAAAAGAAGAAAUAGCUCUCCCCACGAAGCAUCAAGGUCAGGCUUGUGGCUCGAGUGGAUUAGUAGCCGCUCUUUAUAUUCUUACACACAUUUUUCGCAUCUACAGCGAGAUGGGUGACAUUGUUUUCAUGACAGUGGUUGGCCAGAAUGUUUUCUCUCAGUCUUGGAAUCAAACUGAUGACAUGUUCGAGGAGCCUACCCCGGGUCUCCUGUCUACAGAAUUUGGUUUGAACAAGACUGGAAUAUUUGUUUAUAACCGUUGCGGAAGUCUUGAGGGGGAACUCCAGUUAUUCCCAGUAGUUCCCUUAAAUCCAUCGGAUAUCCGUCUUGAAUGGUGAGUUUACCCUUUAACUCGUAAGAGUGACUAGAAUUUAAUUUCUCCCAACAACAUACCCUUGAAUCAAACAUUAAGGUCAUGAGAAUAAAGGAAAUGAUCAUCAACCGAAGCAGCUCUUGAUUAUUAAACGAAUUCUCUUUGUCAGCACCUUGGGAAAUGUAUAAUGAAUAGUAUGGAGAAUAUAGAUACUGAUGUUAGGGGUAAAGGGUUAAACCACUAAGAUCAAAUUAGUAAUUCUCUCUUCUAGAAGUCACUCAUUUGCGUGUAAAUUAGAAAGGAGAAUUAAUUGUUUAAUCAAGAAGACUCCGGCGGAAAGUUUCUCUUUUCUUAUCACCUGUUUGCUAAAAUUAUGCAUACAUAUUGUGAAAAGAAAUUACAAGUCUAUCACUUUUGAGAAUGCUAAAUUUUGUCAGGAAUCAAGUGAAGAUUAAUUUUGCUGAUAGUUUCGUUGCUAUUUGAGCCAACCGUUUCUUUGUAGCGAGUGUGUUAAGCAAACCCGUAUACCACAUUUUUAGAAACCCGUUGAACCAGUUUUCCUCUUUUGCUGAUUUGCAGGAAAGUCAUCGAAGAUGCUUACAGAAACUGCCCGCAGUGUAACAAACCUGCUCCAGAAAAAACUCGAUUUCAAGGCAAGGUGACCACUCCAUAAGAUGCUCAGCCUUCAAGCCUGGAAUGAAACUGAUGUGAUUUCGCGCUUUCCGUAGAGUUUAGUUGGUUAUCACAAGGGUUUAACUUUUAAGGGGGGAGGGGGUUAAUUCCGUGGUAGGAAUUUUGUCGUAGAGUUUCUUCAUUUGGACUUAAACGUCAGAGGAAAUUAGUCACUCCCAGUCGAUAAAGCCCGCAAACAAAGUAAUAAAGCCUUA
Messenger RNA from Pocillopora meandrina, 2159 nucleotides. NCBI's taxonomy places the organism in Eukaryota, Metazoa, Cnidaria, Anthozoa, Scleractinia, Pocilloporidae. The record is from the annotation of a GenBank genome assembly.